Messenger RNA from Didymodactylos carnosus, 777 nucleotides. The record is from the annotation of a GenBank genome assembly. Lineage: Eukaryota; Metazoa; Rotifera; Eurotatoria; Philodinida; Philodinidae.
AUGAUGUAUACUCAACGUCCAACAUUUUAUUAUCAUCAUCAUCAUCAUUAUACUGGUAGAAAUAUUCCAUCAAGAGUUGAUAGAGGUCUGCCGUAUAUAUAUAAUCAAAAUCAAUUUUGGUAUUCAUUUCGUCGGCCUGGUCUUAUCUUUGGUAGUAUAAUAUUAUUAUUAUCAGCAACAAUGUUUUUCACUGAAGUCGGUCGAUUAUAUUCGGGCUCAAAUAAUCGUGGUGAUUCCAAUGAUCGAUAUUUGUAUGAAAUGUAUCCAAAUAAUAUUGUUGGACAAAAUGGUGUUCAAAAUGUUAAACCAGAAAAUCGUUGGUUUUGGCCAUGGUCAACGGCAACGCUACUAUUUGGUCUAGUAUUUAUUGCUACAGGUAUUAUGGGGAUAAUAAGUGGUAAACGUUUAACUUAUACAUCGAUAUUAGCUUAUUUAAUACUUUCCAUUCUUAGUCUAUUUUUGUUGGUAUUUAUAAUCGCAUCAUAUUCAACAAUUAUAACUGGCUGGUAUAAAAUAUACAAUACGAGAAAUGGAAAUUUAAUGCCAGUCUAUGCCAGAAUUGAUCGUGAUCUAAGUAUCGUUUGUUUAUCGUUAGCAUGUGCUCUAACAUUAUGUAUAUUUAUUGGAGCUAUUGUAGCCGGUUUAGCUAUACAAGCAUGUAGAAAAAAGGGAUCCUCAACAGAUCAAUUCAAUGACAAACAAAUAUUAGCACCGGGAACACCACAAAUGGGAAUACCGCCAAGAAAUUAUCCACAAAGACCAUAUCAAUUAAAUUAA